Messenger RNA from Erinaceus europaeus (western European hedgehog), 3766 nucleotides. It is a transcript of the gene RUSC1, whose product is annotated as RUN and SH3 domain containing 1. The transcript has 11 exons. The coding region runs from base 190 to 3282 and encodes 1030 amino acids. Gene Ontology annotation, molecular function: protein binding. The record is from RefSeq and is a predicted model, not a curated record. Gene Ontology annotation, cellular component: cytoplasmic vesicle. NCBI's taxonomy places the organism in Eukaryota, Metazoa, Chordata, Mammalia, Eulipotyphla, Erinaceidae.
GAUGAGGGGCGCAGCUGCGCAGCACUGAGGGGGGCUAUCCCCUCCACUUCAACGGGUAGAGACCACGGGAGCAGAGUCUGCAAGGAAUCAAAUCCUGCUCGAGGAGACACCCGGUCUGCACCUGUUCUUGCCAGGCAGGCGGAUGUGAGCACGAUCUUCCUGGCCCCCGCCCCCCCCGCCGCUGCCACCAUGCUGUCCCCUCAGAGGGCUUUAAUCUGCAACCUCAACCACAUCCACCUCCAGCAUGUCUCUCUCGGCCUGCACUUGUCCCGCCGUCCUGAGCUCAGGGAGGGGCCCCUGAGCGCAUCGCCUCCCCCAGGCGACACGGGGGACAAGGAGAGCCGGGGCCCUUGCAGCGGGACCCUGGUGGACGCCAACUCUAAUAGCCCUGCGGUGCCCUGCCGAUGCUGCCAGAACCACGGGCCUGGCCUGGAGAACCGGCAGGACCUAGCGUUGGAGGAAGGUCCCGCUUCGCCCUCAGACCCAGGCUGCUCCUCUUCUCUCAGCUCCUGCUCCGAUCUCAGCCCUGACGAGUCCCCUGUGUCUGUGUACUCGCGGGACCUCCCCGGCGCGGAGGAUGCCCACCCUCAGUCCGGGGUACCCCCUCGGGAGCAAGACAACCCUCUAGCCUCUGCCAGGGAUGCCUGCUCCCCAGACAGCUUCUGCUGCACCCCCGACUCCUGCUCCGGGGCUUCUUCCCCACCCGGGCCCGGCCUAGACUCCAACUGCAAUACCCUGACCUCUAGCCAGGACCGCCCUUCACCCGGGCUGGAGGACGAGGAGGAGGGCGGGGAGCAGGACCCCCCCGGCGCUGAGCUCCCGGAGGUGGACGACGGGAAGAUCGACGCCGAGAAGACCGAGCCCACUUGGAAAAUUAACCCCAUUUGGAAAAUUGACACAGAGAAGAUUGGGGGCGACUGGCAGAUCGCAGAGCGGGACGACUCGGGCUGGAAGAGCCAUGGGAAGACGACGGAUUCGAGCUGGAAAGAGGAGCCUGCGAAACCUGACUCAGGGUGCCAAGCUCGCAUCGGAGUAGCAGACAGCGGCUGGAAGGCCGUGGCCGGGGGCUGCGAGGGUGACGUCAGCGGUGAGCCGGCGCCCCACCGGACCAUCACGUCCUUCCACGAGCUGGCCCAGAAGCGCAAACGCGGCCCGGGGCUGCUCCUCGUGCCGCAAGCCAAGAAGGACCGCAGCGACUGGCUCAUCGUCUUCUCGCCGGACUCCGAGCUGCCCCCGGCCGGAUCCCUGGGCGCGCCGGCGCCUCCCCGGGAAGUCACCACCUUCAAGGAACUCCGGUCCCGCAGCCGGGCCCCGCCCCCGCCCCCGCCGCCCCGAGACCCCCCCACCGGCUGGGCCCUGAUCCCGCCCCGGCCGCCGCCGCCCCCCGUGCCUCCGCGGAGGAAGAAGAACCGGCCAGGCCUGCAGCCCAUAGCGGAGGCACAGCCCGAGGAGGGCAAAGCUGGUAGUUUUGCGGUCGGCCGGGAGGCCCCAGCUUCCAGGGAGCCCAAGGAGCCCAGCGCGCAGGCCGGCCUGGAGGACGGCCCCCGCCCGGUCCCCCGGCCCCUGGUUUUCCGGUUCUCGGCCGACGGGCGCCCCCUGUUGGAGGGUGGGGGCGCGGGUGCAGCCGGGUCUCAGCUGCUAGCCCCUCUGGCUGCUUGGCCUGGCGCCGGGUUGCGGCUCCUGGGGGCGCCGAGCCCCCCUGAGGAGCAGCUGCUCCCCGUCCGCCUGUCCCCGGUGGGCGCCUACUCGCCUCCGGCCCGGGGGGCCCUGCCCUGCCUGGCCAGCCCUGAGCUGGCCCUGCUGCUGUCCCCGCUCUUCCCCAGAAGCAGCACCUUCCCUGCCGCGGCUCCCCCAUCCCGCCAGGUACCCGCCCCCCCGCUGCCACCGCCUCCUCGUCCGCGGAAGGCCCCGCGCGGGACCAGGAGCCCACCGCCUCCGCCCAGGCUACUACGCAGUUCCUGGUCUUUCGCCAGCGGGGCCCCGAGACUGUGGAUGGCAGGAGCGCGGAGCGGGUCCAGCCAGCUUCAGGAGCAGAAGAAAGGUCUGCUGAUCGCUGUCAGCGCCGCUGUGGAUAAAAUCAUCACGCAUUUCGGGGCUGCUAGGAAUCUGGUCCAGAAGGCCCAGUUGGGGGACAGCAGGCUGAGCCCAGAUGUGGGCCACCUGGUGCUGACCACGCUGUGCCCAGCUCUCCACGCCUUGGUGGCCGACGGGCUGAAGCCCUUCCGCAAAGACCUCAUCACUGGGCAGCGUCGGAGCAGCCCCUGGAGCGUGGUGGAGGCCUCAGUGAAGCCAGGCUCAGGCACCAGGGCCCUGGGCAGCAUAUACAGUCAGGUCAGCCGCCUGGCCCCGCUGAGCAGCAGCCGAAGCCGCUUCCACGCCUUCAUCCUCGGUCUCCUCAAUACUAAGCAGUUGGAGCUGUGGUUUUCCAGCCUUCAGGAAGAUGCAGGCCUGCUGUCCCUCCUCUACCUGCCCACCAGCUUCUUCUCGCUGGCCCGCAGCGGCUGCCCCGGCCUGUCUACUGAGCUGCUGCUUCUGCUGCAGCCCCUGUCGGUGCUCACCUUCCACCUGGACCUGCUGUUCGAGCACCACCAUCACCUGCCCCUGGGCCCGCAACAGGCUCCUGCCCCGCCGGGAUCGCCCCCUGCACUGCAGCAGACGAUGCAGGCAGUGCUGCACUGGGGGGGCCGGCUGGCACAGAGCCUCCGAGGGGUCCCUGGGGAGACUCCUCCCGGCCCUCCAGCGCGCCCCAGCUCUCCCACCGCAGGCAGCUGGUGGGAACAGCUGACACAGGCCUCCCGGGUUUACACCUCCUCUGGGUGCACCGAGGGCUUCACUCUCCCGCGCUGGGGGACCAGGCGGCAGGGACCAGCAGCCGAGGGCGCCCCCGACAGCCAGGACGCAGCAGGCCGCGGGCUGUGGUUGGGGAGACUUUUUGGCGUGCCUGGUGGCCUCUCAGAGACUGAGAGUGGAACCCCAAAGUCCAGGAGGCCCUCCAGCUGGCUGCCCCCAACAAUGAAUGUAUUGGCUCUGGUGAAGCGGGUCUCCCCUCCAGAGAUGCCCCCCUUUCCCGUGGAGCUCCAAGCCUCACUACCCAGCAAGGUCCAGCCACAAAGGGCUGUCCGUGCGCUCUGUGACCACACUGCCAUGGGACCUGACCAACUGAGCUUCCAGCGUGGGGAGAUGCUGCGUGUCAUCGCCACGGUGGACGAGGACUGGCUCCGCUGUGGGCAGGGGAGUGUCGAGGGGCUGGUGCCUGUGGGGUAUACCUCAUUGGUUCUCUAGGCCUCUGGCCGUCCGUGCCCCGCCUAUGUCUCUCCCUACACUCUUGGGAAUGGCAUGGUCUGUGAGCACAGCCCCAUGUAAUCCAAUCAUGCCAGAAGUACUUUCCCUAUCUAAAAUGACAUUUUCCUGCCACUCUGGAAAAUAAAAGUUGCCCUCUUCCUGCCCUGGCACAUCUGUAAGGUGAGAUCUGCUCUUCCAGAUAUAUAUAAAGGUGUUUCCUUUCCUGCAAUCUCAUCUCCCUGUCUGCACCUGGGCUGCCUUUCCCUCACCUUAAGUGGGCAGUGCCAGUACAAUGGAGGUCUUAAGUUCUCAGACCUGAGGGCCUCUAGCAUCCGGCUGUAUGUGAAGACUACCCCCACCACACCCACCCCACAUUACCCUUAUUUAUUAUGUAUUCAUGCUGCGCCAGGUGCUUAAGUGUAGACACCCCUGGUGGGUGAGACUGUAGUGUUGGUUUGUCACUUUUUGUCCAAAUAAAGUACGG